Molecule: messenger RNA, 630 nt
Organism: Acanthosepion pharaonis
Lineage: Eukaryota; Metazoa; Mollusca; Cephalopoda; Sepiida; Sepiidae
Source: the annotation of a GenBank genome assembly
AUGAAAUCCAUCUAUCUAGCUGUCCAUCUUUCAUCAUCAUAUCUCUCUCUCUCUCUCUCUCUUUCUCUCUCUCUAUCUAUCUAUAUUCAUAGUCUGUCUAUAUUCAUGAUCCAUCUAUGUAUCUCAUCCUAUUUAUAUCUAUCUAUGACCAUCUAUUUAUCUAUGUUCAUGAUCUAUCUAUCUAUAAUCAUGAUCUAUCUAUCGAUCUAUAUUCAAAAUCUGUCUAUCUGUCUAUCUAUCUAUCUGACUAUCUAUCUAUCUCUUUAUCUAUCUACCUAUCUCUCUAUCUCAUCCUAUUUAUAUCUAUCUACCUAUCACUCUAUCUCAUCCUAUUUCUAUCUAUCUAUCUAUCUAUCUAUCUAUCUAUCUAUCUAUCUAUCUAUCUAUCUAUCUUCAAGAUCUAUCUAUCUGAUCCUAUUUAUAUCUAUAUAUCUGUUUACCUAUCUAUCUAUAUAUAUUCAUGAUCUAUCUAUAAUCCUGAUAUAUCUUUCCAUCUAUAUUCAUGAUCUAUCUCAUCCUAUUUAUAUCUAUCUAUCUAUCUCAUCCUAUUUAUAUCUAUCUAUCUAUCUAUCUAUCUAUCUAUCUAUCUAUCUAUCUAUCUAUCUAUCUAUCUUCAUGAUUUUUCUAUAA